GCGAGAACAUCUCGGAUGAUGGGUCGCGAUCGCGUCGACACUGUCGCAAUGGGAUCUACACUGCUUGCGGUGGUUCUAGUGUUGGGCCUUUUCGGGCCGACCCUGGCCAUCAACCCGCUGGCCAAGGACGAAGAAGUGGUCAACGCUACGAGCUCGAUCUUUGAAAACGUGCAAGCUGCUCAGGCUUCGACGGAGUCGCUGAAGAACGACAUGCCGAGUUCGGACUACCUUCGAUUCGGAGCCCAAGGUCUGCUGGAGUACGUGUCGAACGUGUCCACCAAGUUCACGCCCGUCUUUGAGAACUUUGACCAGAAGGACCUCGAUCAGAUUCAGCAGAGCUUGAUCGAGGCAAUUCGUUACCUCAACGGGUACGAAGUCGUCAACAGUAUCUCGCUGCUGCAGAACGUCGACUACAACCUGUACAAUCACAACCAGUUCCGGUCGAUCAACAGCGAUCUACGGAUAGCGUCGAUCGGUCUGUCCGAGGCACUGUUUGAUCAGCGUGAUGUAAGCUCGGCUCUGGAUGAUUUGCUAGCCUCAACAGACAAGCUGACGGAGCACGUCGGCCGAGUUUCCGACGCAAUUCAACGCGGUGAAGCUUGGACAGCGGAAACGACCGCUCGGGCUACUGCAGCCCAGCGUGCCUUCAACGAGUCCAUCGACAACUACCUGAACGGAUCACUCACCCAAAUCGACGACCUCUCCGAAUCGCUUACCAACCUUCGCACCUACGAGGAAGAACUGUACCAAAAGAUGAAGGACAAGAUCCCAAUGUUCCCCAAAUCCACCGUCAACUACUUCAUCACCCUCAAAAAGUCCCUCGAGAACCUCAUUCAGAAGGUCCUGAUCAACUUCGAGAACAUGCGCCUCUACAAACACCGCGAGAUCGAACAGUGGAAGGUCCGGUCGUCGAUCAACGCCCCGAUAAGCUACAUGACCCAGGUCGCCGUUCAGGUCUCCGCCGAUCCCAUGCUCGCCAACGACUGCACCGAAGCGUACAUCGAGAAGCUGCUUGCCUUCCCGAACUUUACCGUGAGUCACGUCAACGGCUGCCUCACCGACCAAACCUCCAACGAGGAGAAAACCUUCGACGUCAUCACGAACGUGAUCGACAAUUACGUCGCGGGCGCGAUCAACGCCUCGUACGCCGCCUUCGACAUCUGCUUCCGAUACGCCCCGAAAAAGCUCAACUACUGUCUGGAGCUGAAUGGCUACGAAAACACCUGGGCCAACGGGCGCAUAUACACGGCGUCGAAGCAGAUCGAAUCGCUCGUCGACGGCGAGAUCCAGAACAACUUCAACACGUGCAUCGCCCAGAUCGGAUACUUUCUCAACUACCACAACCUGCAGGAGAUGUGCUUCUACAACAAGAAGCGGAACCGACCGCGUGGGCGCUGGUGAUCCCGACAGUGAUUUUGUUAUUGUUUGUUGAUGUUUAUUGUAACCGUUGAAUAAAAUUAGGGGCAGUUGGCUCGAA
Culex quinquefasciatus (southern house mosquito) is the source of this 1477-nucleotide messenger RNA. RefSeq lists its product as uncharacterized. The record is from RefSeq and is a predicted model, not a curated record. Lineage: Eukaryota; Metazoa; Arthropoda; Insecta; Diptera; Culicidae. The transcript is spliced from 2 exons. The coding region runs from base 16 to 1401 and encodes 461 amino acids.